Messenger RNA from Tribolium castaneum (red flour beetle), 1241 nucleotides. It is a transcript of the gene SPARC, whose product is annotated as Secreted protein, acidic, cysteine-rich. Gene Ontology annotation, molecular function: calcium ion binding; collagen binding; protein binding. Gene Ontology annotation, biological process: anatomical structure development. The transcript is spliced from 5 exons. The record is from RefSeq and is a predicted model, not a curated record. Bases 164 to 1045 code for a protein of 293 amino acids. Lineage: Eukaryota; Metazoa; Arthropoda; Insecta; Coleoptera; Tenebrionidae.
CAUAACAAGUUUAUAAAUUUAUGAUGGGAGGAAAGAGACGAGAGAGUGGGAUUUGAGGGAAUUUAUCUCCGGUUUGUGGGCGAUGCUUCUCUUUAGCCGCUUGCUGUAAUUUAUUCCAGUUGGUGUGGUGCUCGAAGGCGGCCACAUAACAAAAACUGGCAAAAUGAAGUUCCUUCACUUGACUCUAAUCAUUUUCGUGGCGUUUUUGGUCACCGAGGGCUUGGCCGAGAAAACGAGGAAACACAAAAAAUACAGGAAGCGCAAGCCCGUGCUUGAGGCCACCGAAUUCUCUGAUGCGGGCAAAUCUGUGGAAAAAAAUGACGUGGAGACCCCGCCGGAAGAGACCAAUGAGGAAAUCAUCGACAACCGCGUGCCCCUCAUCGACCCGUGCAUUAAGGUGCACUGCGGGGCCGGAAGAGUGUGCGAGGUGGACUCCGAGGGCGAGCCCCAGUGCGUCUGCAUCCCCACGUGCCCCAUUGAGACGGAGCCGCGCCGAAAAGUCUGCUCUAACCACAACGAAACGUGGACCUCGGACUGCGCCGUCUACCAGCAGAGGUGUCUCUGCGACCGGGGCGACCCCGAGUGCAAAGGCGAGCAGUACAAGCAUGUCCAUAUCGAGUAUUACGGCGAGUGCCGAGAGAUGAAACAAUGCACCAAGGAAGAAAUGGCCGAUUUCCCGCGCCGUAUGCGCGACUGGCUCUUCAACAUCAUGCGGGACCUGGCCGACAGGUCCGAACUGACCCCCCAUUACCUGAAGAUGGAACGCGAGGCCGAAUCUAACAUGACCCGGCGCUGGGCGAACGCCGCAGUUUGGAAGUUCUGCGACUUGGACGGCUUUCCCCCAGACCGGUCGGUCUCCCGGCACGAGCUGUUCCCCAUUCGGGCCCCCUUGAUGGCCCUCGAGCACUGCAUCGCCCCCUUCUUGAACUCGUGUGACGCAAAUGACGAUCACAGGAUCAAUAUCAAGGAAUGGGCCCAGUGCUUGGAAUUGGAGGAGGACGUCAUUGAACAGAAGUGCGAAGAUAUCAACGAUGAUGAGGAAUAAUUUGCUUUUGUGGCGCUCUAAUGCAGAAUUAAAUGGUGCUAAAGUCCUAACUCGGUCGUAGAUAACGAAGAGUUUUUGUAAAUUUUAGUGUACUUAUAGAUGGAUUUAUUAUUGUGAAUAACACUGCCUUUAUUAUUACUGUACGAAUGUUUUUGUAUAAAAUGCCAUUAAUGCAAUAAAUAGUUUGGAAUUUGGA